UAUCCUUUUCCCUUAGCUUCUUCCUCUUACACUCAUUAUUAUUCCAUCAUCAACAACAUGGCAACUAUUGCAUCUGCAUGCCUUCCUUCCUACAUCAUCAAAAAACCACUUGGAUUUCACCCUUCAAACCUCCACAACAAGUGUUUCUCUAAGUCCAAUGCCUCCACCUCCACUCUCACAUGCAAGGCAUCAUCAUCAUCAUCAUCAACCAUGAUGGACUUUGACUUGUAUGACCUUCUGGGCAUUGACAGCUCUUGUGAUCAGUCACAGGUCAAAGUGGCGUAUCGCUCUCUUCAGAAGCGCUGCCACCCUGACAUUGCUGGCCCUGCUGGCCAUGACAUGGCCAUCAUACUCAACGAAGCUUAUUCCAUUCUCUCUGACCCAAAUGCACGCCUUGCCUAUGAUAAGGAGCAAGCAAAAAGUUCAGAAUUCAAAGGCUUCACUGGCAGACCCAUAUACUCGGUCUGGUGUGGGUCAGAAAGUGAGCAGCGGGCAAUAUUUGUCGAUGAAAUCAAAUGUGUUGGUUGCCUGAAAUGUGCUUUGUUAGCUGAAAAGACUUUUGCUGUUGAAUCAGUUUAUGGAAGAGCAAGGGUUGUUUCUCAGUGGGCUGAUUCCCCAAACAAAAUUGAUGAGGCAAUAGAAUCUUGUCCUGUCAAUUGCAUUUCGGUUGUUGAGAGGUCCAACCUUGCAGCUUUGGAGUUCUUGAUGUCCAAGCAGCCACGUGGCAAUGUAAGAGUAGGUGCAGCUCACACAGCCGGUGCUCGUGUCUCUAAUAUAUUUGUAGAUGUGGAGAAAUUUCAGACUAGAUUCCAGGAAGCAAUGGAAAAGGCUAAUAAGUGUUCUAAGGAAACAGACCUCCAAAGAGAAUCAAGAAUGUCAGCAAUUCAGGCAAUAAGAUCAAUUUCCAAUUGGUUAUACUGGCAAACACCUAGAUCAAGUAGUAGCUCAUCAAAAUCAGAAAAAGGCAUGACAAGAGUUGUAUAUAAAUUGCCUGAACCGGAUAUCAGCAAGCUCAGAGAUGCGGUCGCAAGGAAGAAAGUACGAGAUAGGACAAGGACCAAACAUCAAACCCCAUUAAAUUUCAUUCAUCCUGAGGAGUAUUGGACUCCAUCAACUCAUGCUCUUCCAUCUUCAACUAGAAGUACUACUACUCCAACCCCACUUGAAAAGCCUUCAGUUACGACCACAGGACAGAAAAAAACAAAUGCAAGUGAUCAUGAAACAUAUGAGAAUCGAAAUAGCCCUAUCAGAUGGGGAUUACCAAUAAUUACUGCAUUGACUGCAGUGGUUACAGUUCAAAUACACACAGUUGAGUCAACAAGUAAACUGCAACAACAUGUGGCUGGUUCUCUAGCUCUGCAAAUUGUUAACAGCUCUUGGUUGCAGUGUACCCUGGCAGCAGCUACAUGGUAUAUGAUUGGAAUGGCAAUUACAGAACUUUUGUCCAUAAUUGGAAAUAGAAAUAGGUAGAAGUAUAUAUUAGGAGCUUUAAAUUUUACAGGUAAAUAUAUAUAUAUAUAUAUAUAUAUAUAUAUAUAUAUAUAUAUAUAUAUAUAUAUACACACAUGUAAUAAACUGUAAGGUAUGUAAAGAAACACAUGAAUCACUUCACAGUAGAUGAUGUAUAAGUAUAACAAUUUAGCCAUUAAGAAUGCUAUACUUUAUCAAUUCUCUGACUCA
Molecule: messenger RNA, 1680 nt
Organism: Glycine soja
Lineage: Eukaryota; Viridiplantae; Streptophyta; Magnoliopsida; Fabales; Fabaceae
Product: chaperone protein dnaJ C76, chloroplastic-like
Exons: 4
Coding region: 58-1470 (470 amino acids)
Source: RefSeq, a predicted model, not a curated record